Molecule: messenger RNA, 2325 nt
Organism: Carica papaya (papaya)
Lineage: Eukaryota; Viridiplantae; Streptophyta; Magnoliopsida; Brassicales; Caricaceae
Source: RefSeq, a predicted model, not a curated record
GUUUUUAACUCAUUGGAAUCAUAUCAACAAUCUUCAACCUGAAACCGAUUCAAGAAAGAGAGAAACCCUCAUGGACUCCAAUAAUCUUGGUCAGAAAGAAAUAGAUAAUGAGCAAUUUCUGAAAGCAAAACAACACGUCUCUGCAGCAAACAGAGAAGAAAGCUCAAGAUCAUCUUCAUCAAUGGCGGGGAAGGAUCAGAAACUGCUAGAUCUUGCACUACACAAAGCUGCAAAACACUGCAACGUCGAGAAGUUCAUUAAUGAACUAGAGAAGGUUUCAUCAUCCACUCAACUAGAAAUCUCCACCAUUUUCAACCAGGAAAGCCCAUCUGGUGAUUCGCUUCUACAUUUAGCAGUGAGUCAUGGGAACGAAGACCUAGCGGCUCAUAUAGCUUCUCAGUUUCCCUUCCUCAUCGGCAAGAAAAACAUCAAAGGUGACACUCCGCUGCACGUGGCGGCUCGAGCCAGAAAACUGAAUAUAACAAAGAAUCUUGUUCGGUGUGGGAAUGAAUAUUACAGGGGAGGGUCAAAGUUGUUUUUGAGGAAGACGAACGUGAAUGGGAACACGGCGUUACAUGUGGCGGUGAUGAGUCUUGAUUAUGAAAUAUUAGGGUUCUUGGUUUCGGCUGACAGUGAGUUGAUUUACAUGAGGAAUAAAGAAGGGUGGUCGGCAUUGUAUAUGGCUGUGAAAACAGGUGAUCUGCAGACUGUUAAACCACUUUUAGAAGCUCUGGUGAUUGAUGAUAGUACAUUGAAAAAGUUAGAAGGGAACUCACCAGUUCAUGCCGCCAUUAUGGAGAAGAAUUUAGAUAUGUUGGAAGAGAUAGUGAAUCAAAAACCGGAACUAGUUAAAGUGAGAGACGGGAAAGGGGGAACUCCGCUUCAUUUUGCAGCAAUGAUAGGGUACCUUCCCGGAGUUCAGUUCUUGUUAAGAAAUUGUAAUGACACAAGUGCUCUUCAAAAGAAUUUACAAGGAUCUUUGCCUAUUCAUCUAGCAUCUCAAAGUGGUCAUAUUAAAGUAAUUCAAGAUUUACUUCAGAAAUGGCCUGAUCCAAAGGAGUUAAUUAAUAGAGAAGGUCAAAAUAUUCUUCACGUUGCAGCUAAAUGUGGAAGAAAUAAGGUGGUGAAAUUUAUUCUCAAGACUUCUUCAUUGGAAUCGUUAAUAAAUGAGAAAGAUCGAAAUGGAAAUACACCUCUACAUUUAGCAGCAAUGAAUUGGCAUCCCAUGGUUGUUACUUCUUUGACGUGGGAUAGUAGAGUUGAUGUAAAACUUGUCAACAAUAGUUGCUUGACGGCUCUCGAUGUUGCAUUGCAGAACACCAAGGGGCAAAGGAUGUUUCGAGAGAAAAAAACAAUUCAAGUGUUGAAAUCUGCUGGUUCAAGCCGAAGUUUGGAUUCGAAAAUAUUCAAGCAACAAGGACAAGUAGUCCCUAAAAACUUUGAGCCACUCCAAAUGGAAUGGAUUAAAGAUAGGAUCAACACACUUUUACUAGUGGAAACACUUGUGGUAACUGUGACUUUUACCGCUGGUUUCACCUUACCAGGGGGUUACAAUGGUUGUGAUUGUCCUGACAAAGGAAUUGCAACAUUGUUGAGGAAAGGAAUGCUUCAAGCAUUUGUGAUUUUCGAUACCUUAUCAUUUUACUCUUCUGUCAUCGCGCUAGUAACGCUCAUGUGGGCUCAAUUAGGUGAUGCUUAUUUAGCUCUUACAGCUUAUACACUCUCCAAACACUUGUUCGGGGUUUCCCUUGCCUUGAUGUCCUUGGCAUUCAUGGUUGCUAUCAGCAUAGCAAUUAGCAAACUAACUUGGCUUUUCGUACUUGUUUUAACACUAGGAACCAUUUCCCUUAUCAUCUUCAUGAUGCAUUUCAUUGCACUGAUUUUCCCACAUGGAUCUACAGCUCGAUUCAUGCGUUACAUCUCGUACUACAUCAAUUUAGUUUUGAUUCCAGCUUCCGGGAAUUCAAUGAGAUUUCCGGUUAAAAAUAAUAACACCAACAAUUCCAAUCGGUAGUUAAGGAGGGUUGUGAAUGCGUAUGGUUUCAGCAGAUUAUAAAUCAAGAGACCCUAAUGAUGUACUUGCUGAUACAAGAAUGAAGGAACAUCUGAUCAAGAAUUGAAACUGUAAGUGGGAAACGACUCUUAGAGUAACAAAAAUUAGAAUCAGAGUGCAAGAUUUCGUUUAUAGUAAGGAAAUGAGAGAUUUCUACAAAUAUGUAGGAAAGCUAUGUAUUAUGUAGUUGUACUUCAAAUUUAUAAUGAUAUAUAUAUUAGCAUUUGUAGUAAGAAGAUGAGAGACUUCUAUAACUAUGUAAGAAAAUUAUA